AGUGCCGGUCGGACGCAGCCUGUGUGUCUGCUAUCAGUCGCACUGGAAUACUGAAGUCAUGUGCACAAGUGUUUUUAUUCUCACUAUGGCCAUACUUAGUGCGCACAGUGUUACGGUGCGGCGAGUAGCCACCGAAAUUAUAAGUAAAUCCCAAACAGAUCUCACUCAAAUCACGAUACAAUGCAAACCAACAGAUAUAUUGAUCAUAUCCGCGCCUAUAAUCGUCGGUGAAAAGACGCGAUACCUGUUGUACGACCCCAGGGGCGACCACCGCGAGCUGAACAUAUCAGUGCCGCAAUAUCAAAGUGAUAUACACGACUACGACACAUUAUCAGUCAAUUUCAUAGACGGAAAGACUGUUAUUGCGCCAGUGGAUAAAAUAAAGAUAUUCAACGUGAAUUAUGCAAUGUUUUUAAAAGACAAAGAAAAAGACGAGUUUGGGGAUACAGUGAAGAAGAUGCAGACGAAUGAUUUCUUACUGGGCCCCCUGGAUGAGGAUGACUACGGGAACUGGGUGCUCAGCGCCUUCUACAAGGACGAAGCCGGCGACUGGGCGGAGAUAAGUCAAGUUAUAUCACUUAUUAUCUUUGAGGUAGUCCCGGCGUUGCCUCGACAGCCGGUACUCCACGUAGGAGACUCGUUCGAACUACGCCUCGCGUACUCUAUAAAGAACCUUGAAUCUUGCCAACUCAUCGUCCCGAAGACUUCCUUCGACAGAUUUUACGACAGAAGCAAAUUGAAACUACAAACCUGCGGAUACGUUAUCAAAAACGUUACAUUAGCCGACGAGGGCAUUUGGAAAAUAAUUGCUAUUGGCAGAAUCAUGUACGAAGCGUACAUAAAAGUUACUGUUCUCGAACAUGUUGCAACGACUCAAAAAUUAAUCAAUGACUCCAUCAGUAGAACAACGGAACGUUGGACUUCUGUUCUUUGAUCUGUGAUGUUGUCGUCAGCAGGAGCGGAUCCAGCAUUUAUUAGGGGUCACCAGGUCGCAGCCAACCUACCUCCUUACAGAAUAUUAGAUAAAAUUGCAGUGGCCAUUGGGGUGUCAUGACCUGCAUGACCUGACAUGACGUCGUCGAUUACAAUGACACGCAAGUUUAUUAAAUUAGGGUCUUCAGUUUUAGGAUCGGCUUUAGUCGCUUGAGGGCCGUGUUGCUCUAUGGCUUUACACUUUAGGCAUCAUAUUAUCUAGCCUAUUCGAUCCCACUGCUGGGCAAAGGCCUCCCCUUGAUUUUUCCACUCCUCUCGACUUUGCGCGAUCUCCGGUUUUUAAUCAUCUUCGACUGGCUUUGAUUUUAUUAUUCGUCUUUAAAUCAAAGCCAUUUGUGAGCUUAUUGCCAUUACAUUACAUUAGGGCACAAAACCACUAUAGUUUCUCAAUAAUUAUACUAAGUUAGGAAGCGCAGCAUAAGAUAUAGGUAACACAACACGUCCAUAAUCCCUAUAGGGGUAGAUACAACUACAAGCCACCAGUAGCACUUCAACUAGCGGUCUUAAAGUUCUAAGACGAAUAUGAUAAGAAUGAGGAGGGAAUGCCUUGGUCGAUUUACGAAGAUUGAUAAAUGAACGUAUUAAGUGAGAAUAACGUAAACUCAUCAAUUUGAAUCAGUAAUGUUGUGGCGCGCCAAAGCAGAUCAGUAGCAGAGCAGCGGGCGGACAGUUGCAGGCUACGUUGCAGGGUCCGCGUUACAAACGCUUUCUGUUGUAAUAUUUAAUUCAAACGUGUCAAUUAGACCAAUUAAAACACAUGCCUAAUUA
This is a messenger RNA of Pectinophora gossypiella (pink bollworm), 1761 nucleotides long. RefSeq lists its product as uncharacterized. NCBI's taxonomy places the organism in Eukaryota, Metazoa, Arthropoda, Insecta, Lepidoptera, Gelechiidae. The record is from RefSeq and is a predicted model, not a curated record. The transcript has 3 exons. Bases 59 to 934 code for a protein of 291 amino acids.